This is a messenger RNA of Lepus europaeus (European hare), 2999 nucleotides long. RefSeq names its product cytochrome c oxidase assembly protein COX18, mitochondrial. The coding region runs from base 966 to 1928 and encodes 320 amino acids. Lineage: Eukaryota; Metazoa; Chordata; Mammalia; Lagomorpha; Leporidae. Gene Ontology annotation, molecular function: membrane insertase activity. Gene Ontology annotation, biological process: protein insertion into mitochondrial inner membrane from matrix; mitochondrial respiratory chain complex IV assembly. The transcript has 6 exons. Gene Ontology annotation, cellular component: mitochondrial inner membrane. The record is from RefSeq and is a predicted model, not a curated record.
AUAAUUCUUUUUAAGUGCAAAAGAUUUUUGUUGUUUUAAGCUUUAUUUGAAGGGAGAGAACGAUCUUCCAUCUUCUAGUUCACUCCCCAGAUGGCCCCAAUGGGCCAGAUCAAGCCAGGAGCCAGGAGCUUCUUCCUGGCCUCCUAGGUAGGUGCAGGGGCCUAACGACUCGGGCCAUCCUUUAGUUCUUUCCCGGGUGCAUUAGCAGAUAGCUGGAUCUGAAGUGGUACAGUCAGGACUCAAGGGUCGCCCAUAAGGGAUGCUGGCGGCAGCUUAAACUGCUGUGCCACAGCGCCGGACCCAGUGACAAUUCUUAAACCAGGUGAUGGUACUUUACCCUUAAUGUAAGACUUGCUAUUUACAGCCCAAUACAGGGAAGAGAAAGGUUGCAAGUAGAGGUGAAAACUGCUCAUGCAAACGCACCACUAAAACCCUACGCCGCACACAGAGCUGUGUCCGGUACCUACAGACCACUGAUUAACACCGGGUCAGCCGGAAACGUGCCGCCUCUCAAGCAGGCAUUUCAACAACCCGUUGACUCUGGGUAGUGUAAGUGACGGUCAUCUAGAGAAGGUAAAUGGCAUCACUGGUAUUAGUGAAAAAGAACGGAAAUACACUAAGUGACAACAGGAGCCCUCUGGCAGGAGCAGGGCGCUCCAUUCGUGGCAGCAGACUCCGCCCGGGUCCCUGCACUUCCGGCCUGGCCCCCGAGGAGCUCCAGCCUUGCCGCCUGAAAGUUGAGCGUGCACGCAAUAGUCCCGCCCCGUAUCUCGUGGGAAAGGCGGGACUUCCUUAGCUCUUGCGUCAUAUCUAGUGCGACGAAAGACGUCACCGGCUUGACUAGAAAGGUCAAGCGCACGCACUUACGUCUGUGUCUUCGGCGCAUGCGCGUGAUGGUCUCCGCCCAGAGGCACGCGCCGUAGGUUCUCUGGGGUGCGCGCACUGGACUCUUCCGUGGAGCAGAAAUGCUGUGCCGGCUGGGCGGUCGGAGCGUCCGGCAGGUUUCUGCCGCGCUGCUCCGAGCCUCAGGCCCGCCGCUACUGCCGGCGCCGACGAGCGGCGCCCAGCGUCCCGCUCUCCCACUGUGGUCAGUGGCGUCGGUGUCUGCGGUCGGCGCGAGCGGCUGGUAUGAGGCGCUGGCCGCCUCGGCGCCCGUCCGCGGCGCGGAGGAAGCGCUGCUCGCCGCGCACGCCGCCACGGGCCUUCCGUGGUGGGGCAGCAUCUUGCUCACCACCGUGGCCUUGCGCGGCGCCGUCACGCUGCCCCUGGCCGCCUAUCAGCACUACGUUCUGGCCAAGGUGGAAAAUUUGCAACCAGAAAUAAAAAGCAUCGCCAGCCGUCUUAACCAAGAAGUUGCAUUGCGUGCAAAUCAGUUGGGGUGGUCCAAAAGAGUUGCCAGGCUCACUUAUCUAAGGAAUAUGAAGAGGCUUGUUUCAGAACUGUAUGUUCGGGAUAACUGCCACCCGUUCAAAGCCACAGUCUUGGUUUGGGUUCAGCUUCCCAUGUGGAUCUUCAUGUCUGUUGCUCUGCGGAAUUUUAGCACAGGGGCAGCACAUUCAGAAGCAGGUCUUUCUGUUCAGGAGCAGUUUACUACUGGAGGGGUCCUUUGGUUUCCUGACCUCACUGCACUGGAUUCCACUUGGAUUUUGCCUGUGUCUGUUGGUGUCAUCAAUUUAUUAAUAGUGGAGAUUUUUGCUCUACAGAAAGCUGGAAUGUCUCGUUUUCAGAUGUACAUCACCCACUUUGUCCGCACACUGUCAGUUUUGAUGAUUCCAAUUGCUGCAACCGUCCCUUCAGUGAUCACUUGCUCUCUACUGGUUGUGCUCCAGCUUCAUGGGCCUCUCCCAGAACUUGCUGCUGCGUUCUCCUGGAUUUCGCCGGCUCUGCCGAAUACCGUUGACCAAGUCAGAUUCAGACACUCCCUAUAAAGACCUGUUUGCUGCCUUUUAUACCAAGUUCCUUCUAAGAAAAUGACAUAUUUUUCAGUAAUUUUGAAACCAUGUAAGAGUCACUGUUAACUGUAAUGUAUUUAGAUUUAGAAACCAGUGUAUUAUUUAAUUUGCCAUUGCUUAAACUUGUAAACUCCUCAAAGUAUGGUGGAUUAAAGUGUAAUCCAGAUAUAUGUGAUAAUAAUAAAAAUCAUUUAAGUGUUAGAAAUGUAGUCUGUAUAAUUGUAAAAGAAUGUAAAAAUGGAACCCAAGUGUUUAUCCCUGUUUAUAAAAUUACAGUGCCAGACUUUGAAGAACAAGAUUAAAUACUGAAUGAUGUCAUAUUGUACAAAACUGUCCCACGCUUUAAUUUUUUGUAAAAUAAGAGGAUCAUGUGAUGUGACUGCUAAUAUUCUGGUGGUAGGGAGGGUUAUAGACCUAUUUAAGCGUCUGAUAAAAGUUUUUCUCGUCAAGGAAAUCCCAGCACUCGCAGUAUAAGGACAUUGAUUGACACCUCUGAAGGUAUUGUGUUAAAUCCUAGUAGAAGUCUUAGCCUAGUGAAACAUAACAUUGAAUUUGGGUAAAAAACAGGUUUUUUUUUAAGAUUUAUUUAUUUAUUUGAAAAAGUUACACACAUAGAGAGAAGGAGAGGCAGAAAGAAAGAGAGGACUUCCAUCCGCUGGUUCACUCCCCAGUUGGCCACAACAGCCAGAGAUGUGCCAAUCCGAAGCCAGGAGAGGAGCCUGGCACUACUUCUGUGUCUCCCAUAUGGGUGCAAGGGCCCAAGGACUUGGGCUAUCUUCCAGUGCUUUCCCAGGGCAUAGCAGAGAGCUGGAUCAGAAGUGGAGCAGCCAGGCCUCGAACCAGCACCCAUAUGGAUGCCAGCACUGCAGGCAGCGGCUUUACCUGCUAUGCCACAGCACCAUCCCCAAAACAAGAGAUCUUGAAGUGUGAUCAUCCAAGCAUACAAGUACCUAAUGUGUAGAUAAUGUUGCCUUUCAGCUUUGCUGUAAAACAAUUUAAAAACUGUACAUCCUUUUGUAAUUUGAGAAGUCUGGAAUACAGAGUAUG